AUGAGCUCAACAACUCAGGCAAUGGUUCCAGUCAUAGAUUUCUCAAACCAAAACCUGAAAGCGGGCAGCCCCGAAUGGGAUUUAGUGAAAUCCCAAGUUCGGGAAGCACUGGAGGAGUACGGUUGUUUCGAGGCUUUGUUUGAUCCAAUCCUGGAGCUUCGAAAGGCCAUAUUUGGGGCUUUGCAAGAGGUCUUUGACUUGCCUUUACAAACAAAAAAACUGUUUGUUUCCGACAAGCCCUUUCGUGGCUAUUCGUGUUCUCCAUCUGCUAUGUUUCAAAGCAUGGCGGUGGAUGAUGCUCAUAUUGCUGAAAACAUUGAACAAUGCCUCACCACCAGUUUAUGGCCUCAAGGAAAUAUAAGUUUCAGUAAAACUCUAGCAUCUUUCAUUCAACUAACAUCAGAGUUAGAAAAGACAAUUUUGAAGAUGAUUUUGGAGAGUUUUGGGCUUGAGAAAUACAUGGAUGAGCUCACUGACAUCGCAAAAUAUCAACUGAGGAUCAUGAAAUAUGAAAAGCCAAAAGCCAACGAGCAAACCAUUGGGGUACCUGCACACUGUGACUCUAAUAUGAUGACCCUUUUGUAUCAAAACGAGGUUAAUGGAUUGGAGAUUCAAAAUAAAGAUGGUGAAUGGAUGAAUACGAAGCUUUCCCCCAACUCUUUCAUAGUCAUAAUUGGAGAGUGCCUUUGCGUAUGGUUAAAUGGUCGAUUGUCUUCGCCUUAUCAUCGUGUCAUGAUGAAGGGUAACGAAGAUAGGUAUAGCCUUGGACUGUUUUCAAGUGUAAGAGGAGGCUACAUGGUAAAGGUUCCAACUGAGCUUGUGGAUGACAAAAAUCCCUUGCUCUUCAAACCUCAUGACCAUGAAGAAUUUUUGAAAUAUUUCUCCUCCGAUGUCGCUAAAGGUGUUGUUAAAUCUGGGGCCGUUAAAUCUCGUCUUAAAGCUUAUUGUGCUGUCUAAGAUUUGGCCCGUCAAUAAUUAUUAUAUUGUAGCCAAAUUGCUUACUGCAAUGUUUAAGAUUUGGCAAUCAAUAUAAAAUUCUGUGAGUUGAUACACUGUCUUAAAGGUGGUUUG
Gossypium raimondii (Peruvian cotton) is the source of this 1071-nucleotide messenger RNA. Its product is annotated as probable 2-oxoglutarate-dependent dioxygenase AOP1. The transcript has 3 exons. The coding region runs from base 1 to 957 and encodes 318 amino acids. The record is from RefSeq and is a predicted model, not a curated record. Lineage: Eukaryota; Viridiplantae; Streptophyta; Magnoliopsida; Malvales; Malvaceae. Gene Ontology annotation, molecular function: dioxygenase activity.